Owenia fusiformis is the source of this 2365-nucleotide messenger RNA. Lineage: Eukaryota; Metazoa; Annelida; Polychaeta; Sabellida; Oweniidae. The record is from the annotation of a GenBank genome assembly.
CUCUAGAUUGAUCAACAGGCGUUCAGCCAUCUAUCUCAAUUUUUGAGGCAUCAAUAUCACAAGAACCAUGAAUCAGAAUGACUUCAUAGUUUGGAGGGGAUUACGCUAGUCGGUAGUCUUAAUGACAAGGUUUAUACCUGACUUUCGAAGCCAGCUUCUUUCAUUCGCAGAAAUCGUGAGACAGUGACAUCAUACAAAAUGGCAGAGGAUCCUUCCCACAAGGCCAUGCUAUACUUCCUUGAGGUCCUGAUGAAUAGUACAGGACCUUUGACAAUCAGUCAACUGGCAGGCCGUUUCGGCAGUCGCACUUUUACAUCAGAAAUGAGGCAGGCGGCUGGUGGCAAUGAGGUUGGACUGAAGAAGUUUCUUUUAAAAUGGCCAUCGCUUUUCACGGUGAAAGGCAAUAUGGUGUCACUGUUUGACGGAAGUGUCACAUCAUCUGAUGACCGCAAUGGCAGAGAUGGGAGCCCCGCAUCUUCUCUUUCAAGUGGGCGGAGUUUGCCUGAUGUUUCCAUGGAAACUGAGGCUGUGCAAUAUUUUCAACAACGCUUAAUUAAGAAGGAAGAAACAUGGGUUCCCAUUAAAAGCCUUGCAGGGCAUCUUUCGCAAGCCAGUUUGGAAGUGAGGACUGUAGUGGGUCCACAGGCUGAUUUCCGGCGUUGGUUGAUCAGACACCCUCAUAUCUUUGAAGUGAAGGGGGAGAAUGUGUCACUUUGUGAGGGCCUCCCAGGUAUACCACUCAACCUUCGCCACCCAAUAGAACAUGAUCUUGAGCCGCCACGUCCUAGAGCUAACUCAGGGCCUUCACGUAAGAAGCCGCAAUCUCUCCCUGUGAACAAAGCACCGUAUCAAGCCCCUGUACCUUCCCAGCCAACAAAACGAAGCCCCAUCACCAUGACGGCCAAUGAAUACAAAGCUGUAAUGUUCUUAAAGGAAAUUAUUGAGAAGAAUGGAGAUGUGAAACUUCAUAGUAUAACAGGUCAUUUUAGCCAAGCUCCAGAAAGUGUCCGCAACACAAUAGGCUGGGCUAAGAUAGACUUGGAGGAUUUUCUCAGACGCAAUGCUACAAUAUUUCACGUUCACGGUGACUCAGUGACUGUUAACAAGAAUGCACGUAUGCAUGUACUCAUCACAGGUAGUAGGCCUCAGUCUCAGAGACAGGCUGUUCAGACUUUGGUGGCCCGUAAGGGAGAGUGCUUCCACGUAGCCAAACUUUGGGGGAUUAUUGACUUAGGCAAGCACGAACAUGUUUUUUUCGACAAAUCAAUUCUGCCAAAGUCUGUUGAUGAUUUGCAGAAAUAUUUUCAUCAGGGUGAAAUGUUGAAUUUUAAUGCCGUGUUAGCCCCAAAAGCUAGUCGUGCAAAGUGGCGGGCAACGAGAGUGUGGAAAGAGGCAGAGUCACAGCCAUCGGAGCCUGUGCUCAGCCCAACUAGUACAACUUCUACAAGCACAUUUAGUUCAUCUAGUACGUUUAGUGCUAGUAGUGUCGAUGCCACAGAGUUCUACCCUCCAGGCAUGAGUCCCACCACAAGAUUUGAAGAUGAAAUGAGCCAAGUGCUCUCUAGUCGUUCAACUACGCCUGAUCUUGAUGACUAUGAUCUUGAAGGUGAAGGAGAUAUUGAAGCAAUCAAUAAAUCAUACGGAGAUGCAGCUCCAUCAGGAGCAGGCGUCAUUCCAGUGUGGAACUUCCGUACUGAUAAUCUGGAUGAUAAUAUUACAGUUUCGGACCCUAGUGGUCAACUUUCAAUGGUGCCAGAAAGCUACCAGAUGAUAGAAUCAUCGUUAGGUGACAUUCGAGCCAUGGCGAAAAACAAUGCAGAACCCUCUGUGGCGAUUAAUGGAGUUCCGACAGAUGAUGGUGUAGCUGACGCACAAACAAAACCCCAGAGUAAAGAGACCAGCCAUGUCAAAGCUGAAUCUCAAGUCGUAACCAAAAAGUUUGUAAAUGCUGGUUGUCAGACUGUAUCAACCGGUGAAAUCUUAGCCACUCAACUCUACCAGGAUUAAUUUUGUUCAGAAUCAUGUUCCUGGAUUAUUCUAGAAUAAUUCAUGAACUGUUAUGGUUAUCUUUGUCAAGCAAGUGCUUUCAGAAUGGUGACAAUGAUUAUUCUAAUUUAUGAUAUAUUAUUCUAUAUUUCAUGCUGUUAAUUUAUUCUGGGCAUGCACAUUGUAAAGAUGAUUAUAUAAAUGCCUAAUAUGAACUUGUACUUGUCUUUUACGCCUAAUAUGGACUUGUACUUGUUCUUUAAUUCUGGUAAUUAAGAAUACCAGAAAAGUUCAAGUGAUCAAAUAAUGAACAAGUUGUUUUACUCUCUGGCCUCCUCCACUCAUUAUCUUUUUUUGUGAAAAUCAUGGAGGCAGGAAA